Messenger RNA from Humulus lupulus (European hop), 2486 nucleotides. RefSeq lists its product as uncharacterized. Lineage: Eukaryota; Viridiplantae; Streptophyta; Magnoliopsida; Rosales; Cannabaceae. The coding region runs from base 297 to 1952 and encodes 551 amino acids. The transcript is spliced from 14 exons. The record is from RefSeq and is a predicted model, not a curated record. Gene Ontology annotation, biological process: peptidyl-serine phosphorylation; intracellular signal transduction. Gene Ontology annotation, molecular function: protein serine/threonine kinase activity; ATP binding.
GAGAGAUAUAAAUAUAAAUAUGGAGGGAGCUCUCUCUGCGUAUGCGUAUGGUUCUGUGUGUGGCUCUGUGUCCGAUACGGAAUGAGAGAAUCGCGCGGACAACAAGAAAGGAAGAUAAUUCCACUCCCUAAACUCUCCUCCAAUUCGGGAUCUCUCUAGGGUUUCCUCUCUCUCUCUCUCUCUCUCUAUCUACCUUCUUCAAUUUCAUCUCACGCGAUGGCGUGGAAUUCGUUCUAUCUGCAUUUUGAGAUUUUUCGUUGAAGAAACGAGUAUCGCUGGUUGAUUAGAGGAAGGAAAUGGAUUCGGCGAGGAGUUGGUUUCAGAAGCUUCAACCGCGAGAUAAGUUGAGAAGUUCGACUAGGAAGAAGGAUUCUUUAUCUGGUGAUAUUGACGAAAUGGAUCCCCAAAUGGAUGAGGAAGCGCUUUCCAAUAUCACGAAGCAGAAGGUAGCUGCCGCUAAGCAGUAUAUUGAGAAUCAUUACAAGGAGCAAAUGAAGAAUCUGCAGGAGAGAAAGGAGCGGAGAAAUAUUUUGGAAAAGAAAUUGGCUGAUGCUGAUGUCUCUGAAGAAGACCAAAACAACCUUCUUAAAUUUUUGGAGAAGAAGGAAACUGAAUACAUGCGCCUACAAAGGCAUAAAAUGGGUGCUGAUGAUUUUGAGUUACUGACAAUGAUUGGCAAGGGUGCAUUUGGGGAGGUUCGUGUCUGUAGGGAAAAGACAACUGGUCAUGUAUAUGCUAUGAAAAAGCUGAAGAAAUCAGAAAUGCUUCGUAGGGGUCAGGUUGAGCAUGUUAAAGCUGAAAGGAAUCUGCUCGCUGAGGUGGACAGCAUAUAUAUCGUCAAACUUUACUGUUCAUUUCAAGAUGAUGAAUAUCUUUAUCUUAUUAUGGAAUAUUUACCUGGAGGGGAUAUGAUGACUUUGCUUAUGAGAAAGGACACUUUGACUGAAGAUGAAGCUCGAUUUUAUAUUGCAGAAACUAUUUUGGCUAUUGAAUCUAUUCAUAAGCACAAUUACAUUCAUAGGGAUAUUAAGCCUGACAAUCUGCUACUUGAGCGAUAUGGACACCUGAAGCUGUCAGAUUUCGGGCUAUGUAAACCGUUAGACUGCAGUAACCUCCAAGAGGACUUUUCAAUAGCGAACAAUCCAAUUGGGGUUGCACAAAGCGAUCAGAAUCCAGCACGCACCCAGCAAGAACAACUGCAACAUUGGCAGAAGAAUAGGAGGAUGCUUGCUUAUUCUACUGUCGGCACACCCGAUUAUAUCGCUCCAGAGGUUCUGUUGAAAAAAGGUUAUGGGAUGGAAUGUGAUUGGUGGUCACUUGGUGCUAUUAUGUUUGAAAUGCUGGUUGGGUACCCACCUUUUUAUUCUGAUGAUCCAAUGUCGACUUGCAGGAAGAUAGUUAAUUGGAGAACUCACUUGAAAUUCCCGGAAGAAGCAAAGCUAUCUCAAGAGGCAAAAGAUCUUAUUACUAAACUCUUGUGUAAUGUCAACCACAGACUAGGAUCAAGAGGCGCAGACGAAAUAAAGGCUCAUAGUUGGUUUAGAGGUGUUGAAUGGGACAAGCUCUAUCAGAUGGAAGCUGCAUUUAUCCCUGAAGUCAAUGAUGAAUUAGAUACUCAAAACUUUGAAAAGUUUGAAGAGUCGGAAAAUCAAACAAAUACUUCAUCCAAAACUGGUCCUUGGAGAAAGAUGCUUUCUUCCAAGGACCUCAAUUUUGUGGGGUACACGUAUAAAAAUUUUGAAAUCAUCAACGAUUAUCAAGUUCCUGGGAUGGCUGAGUUGAAGAAAAAAACAAACAAGCCGAAGCGACCAUCAAUUAAAACCCUUUUUGAUGGUGACUCGGAGUCAUCCGAAUCAUCAGAUACACCGGCCAGUGAUCAAUCAAUGCAAGGGAGUUUUUUGAACCUCUUGCCUCCUCCAUUAGAAGUUCCCGAGGAUCAAAAGAGCCCCUAAUCUUGCCGGUCUAUUUGAUGGCACAGGAGCUUGUUUUGGGGGCCAAAGUUUACUUACUUUCGAGUGCUUAGAUAUGUAAUUCUUGAUGCUGUUACUGCUGCUGCCCAUGCAUGAAACUUUUUCAAUGGCCUUAUCAGCUGAUAAGGCUGGAGCUUUGAGGUUUUAUUCACCAAAGGGCCCCCAUCAAGGCCUGAAACAAAGGUGCUUGUAGUCGAAGAAGCCUACUAAUCACACCGUUGACACGCAACCGAAGAACAGGUCCUGUAAGUUUUUUUAAUAUUUUUUUCCUAUGUUGAAAAAGUGCAGAUGCAGACAGAGAACUUGGAAGUAGACUCAUUCUAAUUCAUUCUCUACUGAUACGUGUUUUUUUUUUUUUAUUCAAUCUUUUUUCUUUAGUUUCCAAUUCUGUUGUUCUAAGUCAACCUAUUACUAGUAGUUACCAAAUGUUGUACAAAGAUAUGCCUGAGAACUCAUACCAUGUAAUAGUCUGUUGUUCCAAUUCUAAUAAUGAGAGACAAUUUGUUCGGCUAAAAA